Messenger RNA from Pygocentrus nattereri (red-bellied piranha), 7134 nucleotides. RefSeq names its product anoctamin 8b (gene ano8b). NCBI's taxonomy places the organism in Eukaryota, Metazoa, Chordata, Actinopteri, Characiformes, Serrasalmidae. The record is from RefSeq and is a predicted model, not a curated record. Gene Ontology annotation, cellular component: plasma membrane. Gene Ontology annotation, molecular function: chloride channel activity. Gene Ontology annotation, biological process: chloride transmembrane transport.
AAGCCUCCCUCUCCUCCAAACGCGCGCAACCUGCUCUUAUCCCGCCGCGCGCAUACGCGAUGCCCGGCAGCCGCCUGCCGUCUGCGCUCCCCUCCACUUAGCCCCACAUCCGAUCCGCGCUGGACGCUUCUGGGAGUUAGCAGAGCACUCUUCAUUCCCGUUUUUCCCCGGGAAACAGCACCAGCCCCCCUCCCUACCCCUCGACCCCGUCCCCGGUCCCUCCGCGAAGCAGCAUGCCCGACUCGGCAGCAGCGUCCACCAGCAGCAGCGGCGAUGCCGAAGGCUCCAGACACCGAGGCCGACCGCAGGGAGCCGGAGACGGAGAACCCAGCGCCUCCUGCCAGCCUGCGGCUUCUGGCGUUCUGAAUAAACUGUUUGGGAAGAGGCUGCUGCAGGCCGGGCGAUACAUCAUGUCCCAUAAAUCCUGGAUGAAGACAGUGCCCACAGAGAACUGUGACGUCCUCAUGACUUUUGCAGACACCACAGAUGACCACACGCUACUUUGGCUGCUGAACCACAUACGCCUUGGCAUCCCAGAACUUAUCAUCCAAAUACGACACCACAAGCAUACCAGAGUGUACGCGUUCUUCGUUACUGCAACGUAUGAAAAUCUGUUGCGAGGAGCUGAGGAGAUGGGCCUGCGGAAAGCAGUGAAGCCAGAGUUUGGAGGUGGAUCUCGCAGCUUUUCUUGUGAGGAAGACUACAUUUAUGAGAAUAUUGAGAGUGAACUGUGCUUCUUCACAUCACAGGAACGUCAGAGCAUAAUCAAAUACUGGCUGGACAAUCUCCGAGCCAAACCAGGGGAGGUCCUUCACAACAUCCACUUUCUUGAAGGACAGCCCAUAAUUCCAGAGCUGAAGGCACGAGGUGUGAUCCAACAGGUCUUCCCCCUCCAUGAGCAGAGAAUUCUGGGUCAGCUAAUGAAGUCAUGGGUGCAAGCAGUGUGUGAGAAACAGCCUCUAGAUGAUAUAUGUGAUUAUUUUGGAGUGAAGAUUGCCAUGUACUUUGCCUGGCUGGGUUUUUACACCACCUCUAUGCUGUAUCCUGCUGUGAUCGGCUUUGUACUGUGGAUGCUGACUGAAUCUGAUCAGACCAGCAGAGAUAUAUGCUGUGUAGUCUUUGCCCUCUUUAACGUGGUGUGGGCCACCCUGUUCCUUGAGAGGUGGAAGCGGAGAGGGGCGGAGCUGGCUUACAAAUGGGGCACGCUAGACACCCCUGCCGAAUCACUAGAGGAGCCCAGGCCGCAGUUUCGGGGUGUGAAGCGGUGCAGCCCAGUGACAGGCUGUGAGGAGUUCUAUUACCCGCCUUGGAGGAGGAGGCUGUUCCGAUGGCUGGUCAGCUUUCCUGUCUGUAUCUUAUGCCUUUGCUUUGUCUUCCUGGCCAUGCUCAUCUGCUUUGAGCUUCAGGAAUUUGUGAUGGGGAUUAAAGAGCUGCCACGGGUGGCGAGGUUUAUCCCUGAAAUCAUACUGGCCAUCACUGUGACUGCGUGUGACGAGGUGUAUAAAAAGAUAGCCUGCUGGCUUAAUGAUAUGGAAAACUAUAGACUCCAGAGUGCCUAUGAGAAAAAUCUCAUCAUCAAAAUGGUUCUUUUUCAGUUUGUAAAUUCUUAUCUAAGCCUUUUCUACAUUGGAUUCUACCUCAAAGACAUGGAGCGUCUAAAAGAGAUGCUUGCUACACUGCUGAUCAUUCGCCAGUUCCUGCAGAAUCUAAAAGAGGUACUGCAGCCAUACCUGUACGAGCGCCACCGACUGGGCGAGCUCACGCUGCGCGCCGUCUGGGACCUGCUGGUCUCUGCUCUGCUCAAAUACGGGCGGCUUGCGGCCGGCAGAGCUCAGGUUUCCCCCAGUGACACCACAAUUCCCGUCCCGGGCUUGCGGGGGAGCCGACAAGUCCUUCUGGGCCAUCAGGAACGUCGCGAACGCAAGUGUCUGAACGGAGGGUGCGGGGUGCCGGAUGAGGAUGGUGAGGAGGAGCGAGGAGGGGAGAGGCAGAGCGAGGAGGAGAGCGAGGAGGAGAGCCUAGUGGACUGUGGCCUCAAACUGCGCAAGGUCAGCUUCAUCGAGAAGGUUGAGCGCAAGUCCAUUGGCUGUGUGAGCCCCAUGGAAGACCACUUCCUUGAGGAGGGGAGCCCCACCAUGGUGGAGAAGGGAAUGGACCCAGCUUCGGUCUUUGAGAUGUGUGAUGAUGACGAUGAUAAUGGGAUUCCAGAGACCAAGGAGCUGAUGACAGAGCCACCAGCACCCGCAGGGUCUGAGAGCAGUGCACCUCCAAGGUUACGGAGAAGAGGCCGCAGCCUGGAGAGGGCCGACAGUAAGAGCAAGAAAGAGUCAUGGAUGGAUCUUCCAGAAGAGCAGGAGGCCACAACACUCACCCAGGCUGAGAUUGAGAGCUGCAUGCAAACAUAUGAGGACACAUUUCAAGAUUACCAAGAGAUGUUUAUCCAGUUUGGUUACGUGGUGCUCUUUUCUUCUGCCUUCCCAUUGGCUGCCAUGUGCGCCCUCAUUAACAACAUCAUUGAGAUCCGCAGUGACGCCUUCAAGCUGUGCACAGGCCUGCAGAGGCCCUUUGGCAUGAGAGUGGAGAGCAUUGGGCAGUGGCAGACAGUAAUGGAGGCCAUGGGUCUGAUAGCGAUCAUUGUGAACUGUUAUUUGAUUGGUCAAUGUGGGCAGCUACAGAGGCUCUUCCCUUGGCUGAGCCCCGAGAUGGCCAUCAUCUCUAUCGUGAUCUUAGAGCACUUUGCCAUUCUGCUGAAAUAUGUCAUUCAUGUGGCAAUCCCCGACAUCCCUAGCUGGGUGGGAGAAGAGAUGGCCAAACUGGAGUUUCAGCGCAGGGAGGCAUUCAAGAAGCACGAGCGCCAGGCGCAGCAGCACUUCCAGCAGCAGCAGCAGAGGAAGAGAGAGGAGGAGGAGCGGCAGCGGCAGGCCGAGUACCAGGCACGGCGUGAGCGGGACGACGGGCGCCCCGAUGCCUCUGGGGGUGAGCACCACCAUGACAAGAGCCAGGGAGGCAAGUCCAGGCCAGGUGGAGGAGGAGGGGGAGGCUCAGGGGGUGAUAAACCGAAAAGGCCCAGCUCGCUGCUGGCCAACAACAACGUCAUGAAGCUCAAGCAGAUCAUUCCUCUGCAGAGCAAGUUCUCUUCUGGCACAGCCCGUUCCCCACAGUCGCCCACGGGGAGCGAGCCCAAACUACCAGGCUUCCUCAGCUUCAAGUUCCUCAAAUCUCCAGAAAAUAAGAAAGAGGCAGCAGCUGCAGCCGCCGCAGCAGCAGCAGCCGCAGCUGCAGCUUCAGCCUCAGCUAGUGCUAGCGUUAGCAUGGCUGCACCAGGCCAGGAGAAGUCUCAGUCCCCCAGUAAGUCCUUCAACCCUGGGAAACUCUUUAACUUUGGGAAAUCAGAAGGGGGGGCUUGUGUGAAUGGGGCUCAGCCCUCAAAACCAGGGGAAGGGGGACAGCUUUUGGAGAAGCAACCCACAAAGUCAGACCUAAAUGGGGUGCCAGACGAAAUCCCAUCCCCGGGGGGAGAGGAAGGAGAGAAUGGACACUCGUUAGACUCUGAGUCCUCAGGGCCUAAAAUCUAACCCUAAAUAAAGCACCCACUGAUGGGGGAAAAAUGACUAACAAAGGGUUAAAGGUAAGCUCUUGAUACAUAAGGUCGUCCCACUGCUCUCCGGCCCAAUGUAAGACUCAGCCUGGAAGCUGUCAAGUAAUACCAGAUGUGGAAAAAUGGGAUGGUGUUUAUUUUUUGUUUGCUGAGGAACAUAGGCUUCUCAAAUAUGACUCCCCUCACACAUACACACGCACAUAUACACACACUUUGCCUUUUGUCUACAACACAUACAGGAAUGCAUGAGCUGCGUUUCUAAUCCGUUUUCAAAGGAUGAUCCAAAAACAAAAAGUGCAAUGUUAAUUUACCCUACUCUGACAAUUGUAAGCGUUUUAGUGCCCUCCAUAGUAUUUAAAAAUAUUUUAACACCAGUUUUAUAUCACAAUGGUGAGACCUUCCAGAAAAAAACACCACAAGUUGAUAAUCUUGAUCUGCAUCAGUUUGAACUGUGAGUGUUUUUAGUCCUGAACUUUUCUACUUCCUUAAAGCAGCUGGUUUAGUUUAGCAAUAGCAGUGUUUCACGAAUAACAAGGUACUGCAAAACCUGUGAGCUUUAUCUAUGAGUUAAAGGAAUCCCUGCAAGACUAAAACAUAGGUUUCAAAUCAAAAGAAAUGCAAUAUCUUUGUGUUUAAGGAUAGCUUUGUGAGGAACAGUCUGUAGCUGGUGUGAAAGCAUGUAUGUAAACCAAGGAAGUGGAAGUGAAACAGAGCAUGAAGGUAUAGUGUAUGUAUGGGUAAAGAAAGCACAGUGGCUAAGCAUAAUUCCACCCAGUUAUUCCAAAAGUGCACAUAUGGAGGAUGUCUUACCCGUAUUUGCAUCUUGAACAGGCAUUUUCCCCUUUGUUACUGUAGCCCAAAGGCACAGAAAGGGCUGGAGAUUAAGACUAUAGUCAUGCUGAAAUCUAGAAGUCCUGUUUUUGGGUAUGAUACUGUGCAUCUUCAUAUGUCAUGACCUAGAGUAUGGCAUUUAACCUCAACAUUCACUGUUCUUCAGUCUUUACAUCAUGAAUUUAGGAUAAUACUUUAAUUUGCAACUUGGAUGCUUGGUGGAACAUCGUAAAGAACAUGUAUCGUCUUUGCAAAGGGACUCUGCAGGGCGCUGUAGCAUUUCCUUUUCCAUGUACAGAUCAUACUAGUUGCAGUCUCUGAGAACAUUUUGCACUAAACCUUACUGCCGGUGAGAGGGAAAGACUCUGCUAAGAAAAGGAGAACACCAGCCUGCCUCAUAACAUAUGCAAACGCUCGAUUAUGGUUUUCAUUGCACUGCACUACUGAAGCAUUAUAUUGACCCAUCAAGUUUCUGUAUAUCUGGGUGCUUUGUCUAACUUUUUUUCUAAUUUAUUUGCCUAAUUUAUUCAUAAACCCUAGGGUUUAUUUAGAUGUUUCAUGUUCCAUUACUUGCCAAAGCUAAACUAAUAUUCACUGGCAGUGCCGAAACUUUUCUUUGUAAAGCCAUAACUGUUGAGAAUAUUUCAACAGAAGUUCAAUUGAUUUGUGCUAACUCAUCCUCACAGCUCUGGUGAUGAGGAGAAAGAAGGUCCAGGUUUUCCCUCAUAGCUUUGUUUCUUAUAGCAGCAUUUGAGUGCUGGAGAAAAGACGGGCUCAGUUCCAUCAAUUCAGCAUCAACUAAAUGAAUUAACAUUAAAUUCAGCUUAAAAAAUGGAACCGGCCUCAAACUGGACAGCCAGUGUGUACACGUUGUUGAGUUAACCCUCUUAUCAGCAUACCCAAAAUAUGAGAUGAUGGACAAAUGAGGUGAGAGGAUCAUUAAGCCAGUUAUUAUUAUUUUUUGUUGUUCAUACAAUCAAGAGCGGGUUUUACUACAGCAAUCAUGUUUAACAGCAAUGAAGCAUUUGUUGGUUUGAUGACAUGCUUCAUUGAGGAGUGAGUGGGGCUAGUGAUGAAAUAAAAAAGAACAUGCGACACUUUUACUUAGUUUUGUCGAAACGUGUGAUAGGUAACAUGAACUAUGCACUUCUUUGCUCAUUUCAUUGACUCAAUUGUCUCAAAUAACUCUUUGCAAUAAUACUUCAGCCUGAACAACGAUUCUGACCUGGGAUCUGAGGCUUCACGUCCUAAAUGUUGAGUAACGUCAAAAAGCAAAUAUGAAUCAAGCAGCGGUGACUGGUCACCUGCCAUGUUCAUUUUUCUGUUUCAGUGUUAUUACAGUCCACCUGUCCUAUAAUUCCAUGUGGCUCUGAAUCAGUGUGCUUCCCGUGGGUCCCAAAUAGAAAAUCUAAAUUUAGAAUGACUCUCAAUCCUAGAAUGAUUUCCUCCCCCACAGCAAUUCACAGACCUGUUGGGGGGGGGGUGGAUUUUUGGCUUUCUCUAAUAUUAUGUCAGUGCCUUAGUGCAAUUAAAAAAAGAAAAAUACAAAAACCAAGGCUUAUCAUUUAUUAUUCUGAAUGAAUACUGAACAAUUACAAAUUACAUUUAACUGCAUAUCAAAGAAUGAACUGCUCCCUCUUAAAUAUGUUACAUAUCUAGUCAUAAUUAACAAUGGCAGGUUGUUGAAAUGCUUCUUCUGACAGUAUUUAAUGCCUUAACGCACUCCUCUACUAAAAAAUGCUUGUCAUAGAGAAAUUUGAUUUAGAUUAACUAAAAAACAGCCUUGACUUUCCAUAUUUAUCAAUGUAUUUUGACUCAGUAAGAUGAUUAAGUAUUAUCUGCCACUGAUUUCUCAAAACUAUGUAUUAUGUGGUAAAUGUUUUGCAUUUAAUUCUGAGUUACACCUUGCUGAAAACAAAGAAUGCUCUUGGGUUUCAAGGCCACACACAAGUAUUUUUUGACCAAGGUAACAGUAGCUGUGGUUUAAAAUAGAUUUUCAUUUCAUUUUCAUUAUUUAUUUAUGAUCAUAUUCCCUUGACAGCGGAAGUCUCUUACUGCAUUGCCCGGAAAGUAUUUGCUUUGUGGGCUGUGCGAUGAGACGUUUGCAGAUGUAGCCUAUAAAGAGGCCUGACAGUCCAUAUCUCAUCCGAGCUGAUGUGUAAGCUGCAGUUGUCUUGAGGUGUCGAGUUUUUACUGUUUGUCUAGUCAGUGCUCUCUGCUCAACGCAAAGAUGCUGAACUAUGUGUGUUAGUUUGAAAGAAGAGCUGCUGUACGGUUUCUGUCAUGUUUCUGUCAUCCCUCUGCAGCCGCUCAUGUCCACACCACCACACUGUUUGUUAAGAUCAUAUAUCUUACUUCUGCUAGUCUGAACGGAUACCUUGUACAUGGUUUAGGAACCUUGGUUUACGUUCAACCCAACUGUGAAAUAUUAAUGGGCUACUGAUUUAGACUUUUGAGAAAACACCACUCUGAAGCGAAUACGUGGAGUUAUGGAUGGGGAUAGAGAGGCUAGUAGAACUCAAGUGUGUAGAAUUCCUUCUCUGAAGGUGACCUCACAAACUAACAUGCUCUUCCAAUAUACCACUGUAAAGUUUUUCUUUUUCAAAGAAAAUGAUCAUAGGAAAAUGGGGUUAUUUAUUUCUUUUGAUUUAUUUUGUCAUAUUUUUGUAAGACCUGAAAUGGAAUAAUAAACUGUUUUAAAUUUA